Messenger RNA from Myxocyprinus asiaticus (Chinese sucker), 357 nucleotides. Its product is annotated as collagen alpha-1(XXV) chain-like. NCBI's taxonomy places the organism in Eukaryota, Metazoa, Chordata, Actinopteri, Cypriniformes, Catostomidae. The record is from RefSeq and is a predicted model, not a curated record. The transcript is spliced from 8 exons. The coding region runs from base 1 to 357 and encodes 118 amino acids.
AUGGGGGAUGGCCCACCUGGUCCAAAAGGUGACAAGGGUGAUCAAGGUGACCAGGGACCGCGGGGACUUCCUGGUCUACCCACCCUGGCUGCAUUACACAGCAAUCAAAUCCUGACUGUGAAGGGUGACCAGGGUCAAGCGGGGCCCCCAGGACCUCCUGGGCCUCCAGGCCCUCCUGGCCCGAGGGGACCCCCAGGAGACACAGGCAAAGAUGGUCCUCGGGGAGUCCCAGGGCUCCAAGGAGACCCUGGAAAUCCAGGGGAGAUUGGUCAAAUGGGACCUGAGGGCCCUCCAGGAGCAAAGGGUUCCAUUGGACCAUCUGGUAUUCCAGGUAUUGAUGGAAUAAAGGUAAGAUAA